GAGCGGCGCUUUGCGCAGAGGCCCGUCCGGGCGGGGCUUGGGUCGGCGUUGCCGGCCUGGGUUUGUAGCUGAGGCCGGGACUCAAGCGCUGGGCCCGGAAGAUGGUACUGGGUGGAUGCCCGGUGAGUUACUUACUUCUGUGCGGCCAGGCAGCUUUGCUGCUGGGGAAUCUACUGCUGCUGCAUUGUGUCUCUCGGAGCCACUCGCAAAAUGCUACUGCCGAGCCCGAGCUCACUUCCGCCGGCGCUGCCCACCUGGAGGGCCCCGCUGGGGCUCCGAGCUGGGAAUAUGGCGACCCCCACUCUCCAGUCAUCCUGUGCUCCUACUUACCCGAUGAAUUUAUAGACUGUGAAGACCCAGUGGAUCAUGUUGGAAAUGCAACCGCAUCCCAGGAACUUGGUUAUGGUUGUCUCAAGUUCGGUGGUCAGGCCUACAGUGACGUGGAACACACUUUAGUCCAGUGCCACGCCCUAGAUGGAAUUGAAUGCGCCAGUCCGAGGACCUUUCUACGAGGAAAUAAACCUUGUAUAAAGUACACUGGACAUUACUUCAUAACCACUUUAUUAUACUCCUUCUUCCUGGGAUGCUUUGGAGUGGAUCGAUUCUGUUUGGGGCACACUGGCACAGCAGUAGGGAAGCUGUUGACACUUGGAGGACUUGGGAUUUGGUGGUUUGUUGACCUUAUUUUGCUUAUUACUGGAGGGCUGAUGCCAAGUGACGGCAGCAACUGGUGCACUGUUUACUAAAAAGAGCGGCGGCCAUCGUGACCCAGGGAGGCAGGUGAGAGUUCGGGCUCCUGAAUUCAUCCCUACAGGCUCAAAUGUUUUCUUUGAUAUCAGACUUGACCUUUCUUUUUCUCUUUGGAGGACAGGGGAUAAGGAGACUUCUUUGGACUUUGGAUUUUCAACCCAGAAUUUCCCUCAGACUAGAAAUGACAAGCAAACAGUGUUGUGGGACUCAAAUGUGUACCCUUCCUCAUGUACCAAACAUAAAAGACAGGGAUUAACUUUUUUUUCUUGAAUUGGAGUCUCACUCCGUCGCCCAGGCUGGAGUGUAGUGGC
Carlito syrichta (Philippine tarsier) is the source of this 1061-nucleotide messenger RNA. RefSeq names its product TM2 domain containing 2 (gene TM2D2). Lineage: Eukaryota; Metazoa; Chordata; Mammalia; Primates; Tarsiidae. The transcript is spliced from 4 exons. The record is from RefSeq and is a predicted model, not a curated record. The coding region runs from base 102 to 746 and encodes 214 amino acids.